Messenger RNA from Ipomoea triloba (trilobed morning glory), 768 nucleotides. RefSeq names its product cytokinin riboside 5'-monophosphate phosphoribohydrolase LOG7-like. The record is from RefSeq and is a predicted model, not a curated record. Gene Ontology annotation, biological process: cytokinin biosynthetic process. The transcript is spliced from 7 exons. Gene Ontology annotation, molecular function: hydrolase activity, hydrolyzing N-glycosyl compounds. Gene Ontology annotation, cellular component: cytosol; nucleus. Lineage: Eukaryota; Viridiplantae; Streptophyta; Magnoliopsida; Solanales; Convolvulaceae. Bases 91 to 768 code for a protein of 225 amino acids.
UUCUCUCUCUCUAUAGUUCGACAGAUCAUUGUUUCAGGUUCAGCAAUAUAUAUAUAUAUAUAUAUAGAUAGAGAGAGAAGAUAGAGAGCAAUGGAGGGCGAAAAAAGAUCUAGAUUCCAGAGAAUUUGUGUUUUCUGUGGGAGCAGUCCUGGGAAGAAACCAAGCUACCAAGAAGCCGCCAUUGAAUUAGGCAAAGUUCUGGUGGAGAGAAGGAUUGAUUUGGUGUAUGGAGGUGGAAGCGUGGGUCUGAUGGGUCUUGUUUCUCAGGCAGUUCAUGAUGGAGGGCGCCAUGUUCUAGGAGUAAUUCCAACGACUCUCAUGACUAGAGAGAUUACCGGUGAAACAAUUGGAGAAGUAAGAGCCGUGUCUAAUAUGCAUCAGAGAAAAGCUGAGAUGGCCCGGCAAGCUGAUGCGUUUAUUGCCCUUCCUGGUGGUUAUGGCACCCUCGAAGAAUUGCUUGAAGUCAUCACAUGGGCUCAGCUUGGAAUCCACAGUAAGCCUGUGGGGCUGUUGAAUGUUGAAGGCUACUAUAAUUCCCUCUUGUCUUUUAUCGAUAAGGCCGUGGAUGAAGGCUUCGUCUCUCCAACUGCACGUCGCAUAAUCGUGUCUGCCCCGACAGCCAAACAGCUGGUCAGAGAACUCGAGGAAUAUGUUCCAUUUUGUGAUGAGAUAACUUCCAAGUUGAUCUGGGAAGAUGGUGGAAGACUGAGUUUAGCAGAAGAUGUUGGAAGGCUGAGUUUAGCAGAAUCUGGUGUUCCCACUGCAUAG